Messenger RNA from Spodoptera frugiperda (fall armyworm), 1910 nucleotides. It is a transcript of the gene spz5, whose product is annotated as protein spaetzle 5. Gene Ontology annotation, biological process: innate immune response; regulation of Toll signaling pathway; central nervous system formation. Gene Ontology annotation, molecular function: growth factor activity; Toll binding. The coding region runs from base 212 to 1435 and encodes 407 amino acids. The transcript has 8 exons. Lineage: Eukaryota; Metazoa; Arthropoda; Insecta; Lepidoptera; Noctuidae. Gene Ontology annotation, cellular component: extracellular region. The record is from RefSeq and is a predicted model, not a curated record.
UGACUAGUAAGCGACGCGACGCGACGCAAGCCGCACGUACACCGACGUCGCGUACAUAUAACGUAGCGUAAAAUUCGCGUACACACACGUAAAAUAGUACGCCGUGCUAAUAAUUCGAACAUGUGUUUGUGUAUUAAAGUGAUGUUUUAAUUCUGUCCUCUGUAUUUUUUUUUCUGUGUUUGGAAAUUCCGAGAAAUUGAUAAAACAAAAAAUGACGACAAAAUCGAAACGACUGGGAUUUCAGCUGAAGACUUUUAUUUUGAUAGCCUGGUUAUCAAUCCAGAGCGGCGAUGGGUACAGCUGUCCCUACGGCCAGCAUUGCGCUCUAGAACCAGCUCCUCCGGGCAGGACUCCGCCCUGUGCACAACCUGGCCUUACCUACUGCGUGCACCCUGAUCCUUACCCAGAAAAGAUAAUCCGCCAACUAAUAGAAGCAGGACAAUACGACAUCAGCACUCUACUAUCAGACGAAACUCGAGACGAGUUUUCGCUGAAAAAAAACGACUACCCCUACGACUACGGACCCAAUUCGUUGCCCCACGUCGACCAGAUAUCCCUGGUCAAUGACGCACAUUUUCAAAAAAGCUAUAAGUUCCAUAUGAGAUAUAACCAUGACAUAUUUUCUCAGAAGACACCGCUCCAGCCUCCGACAGCCGGAGACCCGACUCCAUACAACAUCAAGGAUUAUCACGCAGGAAACUUCUCUAAAUUCAAUCUACAUGAUUACUCCCCAAACGGUAACUGGAACCCGACCAGGAAUUUUGGCAAUUAUGACAACAAGAAGGUCCUGAGACAGGGUCUGGUGAAUGAGGACUUCUUUAAGCCGACCAAUUUUUAUCCGAACUAUGAGAGCAAUGAGUGGUUUCGUCCGUCAACUGCUGGGGUAUCACAGUAUAAUCCUCAUGAGUGGUGGAAAUAUACAUCACCAUCCCGCUCCGUGACCAUAGAGAGGUCAGUGACGUUCCCCACUCGCACGUCAACGGUGCGCAGGCGCAAGAGGAACGCUGAGUUGGUGAAAGCGGCUGAAAAACGAACUUUAACAGGAGCCGAGGCGUUAAGGAUAGCUUUAGGACUUGCUAACGAAGAUUCUUCCGCAGAACGCCGCCGUCGACAAGCAGCAACACCAAACACGCAGACCCUGUGCUCCGUCCGAACUGAGUUCAUACCUAUCAGGGCAGCUCUCAAUAACAAAGGCAACUGGAAAUAUGUGGUCAACAUGCCCAAUAACAUGUCACAACUCGUCCGAGCUGAGGUUUGCACAUCUACGUCAUGCAGUGGGAUAUGCACAGUACCACCUGGAUAUACUUCUCGGUGCGAGCAAAAAUAUAUUCAAAAACGUUUGGUCGCUCUUCAGUCAAGCGGACAGAAUCUUUACACAGAUGUAUUUUGGAUACCAAGCUGUUGCCAAUGCACAUUUACCGCUACUUCAAAUUGAUUUUACGCUUUGACUACACAAAUGUGAUUUAUUAUUAAAACAAAAACUUUCUGAGUUAGUUGAAAGUUCCGCUACUUGCUACUAGAUGGCACUACUAUAGCUAAUGUGUAAGAUAUUACAAACUGCCUUUUGCAUGACAUAGGUGUAUUUAAUUUUAUUUUAAAACAAAAUAAUGAAGCAUUUUAUUUCCAUUCUUUUAAUUUUAAAGGCAGAGUAUUAGAAGUUACCUAAAAUAAGUAGUUCUUAACAAUUAAAGUAUUAAUUUUGAAGUAUGAUUUAGAAGAUUUGUAAAUAUUUGUUAAAUAUAAAUGAUAGUAAGAUAAUGUUUUUUGUAUUGUAUUUAAGAAAUUUCAUUUUUCAAAUGACAAUAUUGCCCAUAUUAUUGCUUAAUAUUUGGAAAGAUAUUACGUAGAUAUGAUUUUUUGUAGUACAUAUAUUAAUUUACAUUCGUGUAAAAUUCAAUAAACAAAAAAAA